Molecule: messenger RNA, 1317 nt
Organism: Miscanthus lutarioriparius
Lineage: Eukaryota; Viridiplantae; Streptophyta; Magnoliopsida; Poales; Poaceae
Source: the annotation of a GenBank genome assembly
AUGGUGUUCGAGCAGGAGCAGGAGGAGGUGGCGCCGGGCGCGGUGCACGGGCACCGCCUCUCCACAGUGGUGCCGAGCUCGGUGACGGGGGAGGUGGACUACGCGCUGGCGGACGCGGACCUGGCCUUCAAGCUGCACUACCUGCGCGGGGUGUACUACUACCCGCCCGGGGACGUGGCGCGCGGCCUCGCCACCAAGGUGCUCAAGGACCCCAUGUUCCCCUGGCUCGACGACUACUUCCCCGUCGCCGGCCGCGUCCGCCGCGCCGAGCAGGAGGCCGCUGGUGGGGAGGGGGACGCCGGGGCGCCGCGCCGGCCCUACAUCAAGUGCAACGACUGCGGCGUGCGCAUCGUGGAGGCCAAGUGCGACCGCGACAUGGACGAGUGGCUCCGCGACGACGCGCCCGACAGGCUCAGGCAGCUCUGCUACGACAAGGUGCUCGGCCCCGAGCUCUUCUUCUCGCCGCUGCUCUACGUCCAGAUCACAAUCUUCAAAUGCGGCGGGCUGGCGCUGGGGUUCAGCUGGGCGCACCUCAUCGGCGACGUGCCGUCGGCCGUCACCUGCUUCAACAAGUGGGCGCAGAUCCUGAGCGGCAAGAAGCCGGAAGACACCGUCCUCACCCCGCUGAACAAGCCGGUGCAGGGGCAGUCCCCCGAGGGCGUGACGGCGCCGCGCUCCGUCAAGCAGGUCGGACCCAUCGAGGACCACUGGCUGGUCUCCGCGGGCCGCGACAUGGCGUGCUACUCCUUCCACGUCAGCGACGAAGUUCUCAAGAAGCUCCAGCAGCAGCAGAAGGGUCGCCACGACGCGGCCGCUGGCACCUUCGAGCUCGUCUCCGCGCUGGCGUGGCAGACGGUGGCGAAGAUCAGGGGCGGCGACGUGGACACCGUGACCGUGGUCAGGACCGGCGCGGCCGCGCGGAGCGGCAAGUCCCUGGCCAACGAGAUGACGGUCGGGUACGUGGCAUCGGCGGGGUCGUCGCCGGCGAAGACGGACGUCGCGGAGCUGGCGGCGCUGCUGGCCAAGAACGUGGUCGACGAGACCGCCGCGGUGGCGGCGUUCCAGGGGGACGUCCUCGUGUACGGCGGCGCCAACCUGACGCUCGUGGACAUGGAGCAGGUGGACGUGUACGCGCUGGAGAUCAAGGGGCUGCGCCCGGUCCACGUGGAGUACGGCAUGGACGGCGUCGGCGAGGAAGGCGCCGUGCUGGUGCAGCCCGACGCCGACGGCCGCGGCCGCCUCGUCACGGUGGUGCUGCCCAGGGACGAGAUCGACAGCCUCCGCGCCGCGCUCGGUACCGCGCUGCAGGUCGCCUGA